AUGGGAGGGGUUGUGUUGGCAGCAGCAGCAGUGCUGCUGGCUGCAGUGGUGGCCGUGGCGGCGGCAGAACUCGUGCCGGUGACGGACAAGGACCUGGAGUCGGAGGCCAGCCUGUGGAGCCUAUACCAGAGGUGGCUCAGCGUGUACAACGGGUCGCUGGACCUCGUGGAGAAGCCGAGCAGGUUCGACACGUUCAAGGAGAACGCUAGGCACAUCAACGAGUUCAACAAGAGGGAGGACGAGCCGUACAAGCUCGGCCUCAACCAGUUCUCCGACUUGACCGAGGAGGAGUUCGACAGCGGCAUGUACACCGGAGCCAUGCUGCCCGAAGACGCCGGCAACGUCAGCCUCAGCAGUAGCACGGUCGACGACGAUAAGCUGCUGGCCUCCGCCGCCGGCAAGGUGCCGGCCAAGUGGGACUGGAGACGCCACGGAGCUGUCACUCCAGUGAAGAACCAAAGAAACUGCGGUGCGGAGCUGUUGGGCUUUCUCGAUGGUGGGUUCUGUGGAGGCAUCAACGCAAUCAAGACAGGGAAACUGCGGACACUGUCGGAGCAAGAGGUGCUCGACUGCUCCGGCGCCGGGACCUGUAAAGGUGGGGACCCGUACCGGGCAUUCGAUCACGCCAUCAGCCCCGGGUUGGCCUUAGACCAGCACGGGAAUCCUCCGUACUACCCUGCCUACGUUGCCGAGAAGAAGAAGUGCAGAUUCAACCCGAGGAAGCCUGUGGUGAAGAUCAACGGCAAGAGAAUGAUGAGAGACACCACCGAGGCGCAGCUGCUGUGUCGCGUGUACAAGCAGCCGGUGUUGGUCGCCAUCGAGGCCAACCGCGCCUUCAGUCGCUACAGUAAGGGCGUCUUCACGGGGCCUUGCGGGACGCGUCUAAACCACGCGGUCCUGGUCGUGGGCUACGGAACUACGGCGAACGGUGUGGACUACUGGAUCGUUAAGAACUCGUGGGGCAAGGGCUGGGGCGAGAAUGGCUACAUCCGGAUGAAGCGUAACGUGGGUACCAAAGCGGGUCUCUGCGGCAUAUACAAGACGCCCAUGUACCCCAUCAAGAAUAAGAUGAUCUCGCGGAGAAGGAAAAUAAUUGGGUACACACCCUGCACCGCGCCUCGUGCAGACCCACCUUGGAUAGAAGCCACGUAUCCUGAAAAGGAGAGGACGUUCGAGGUGUUCAAGGCCAACGCCAGGAGUUCGACCGCACGUACAGCAGUGGCAAGGGGUGAAGCCGACGUCAUGGGCGAUGACGCUAGCUAUAGCGGCGCGUCCCACGAGCAGCCGCCGGUCACUGCCGCUUGCCGGUGA
This is a messenger RNA of Miscanthus lutarioriparius, 1311 nucleotides long. NCBI's taxonomy places the organism in Eukaryota, Viridiplantae, Streptophyta, Magnoliopsida, Poales, Poaceae. The record is from the annotation of a GenBank genome assembly.